Molecule: messenger RNA, 1458 nt
Organism: Serpula lacrymans var. lacrymans S7.9
Lineage: Eukaryota; Fungi; Basidiomycota; Agaricomycetes; Boletales; Serpulaceae
Exons: 16
Coding region: 1-1458 (485 amino acids)
Biological process (GO): basic amino acid transport; transmembrane transport
Cellular component (GO): fungal-type vacuole membrane
Molecular function (GO): basic amino acid transmembrane transporter activity
Source: RefSeq, a predicted model, not a curated record
AUGGCCCCCUCAAAGGAAUCCCAGCCUCUCCUCACACACCACCACCCCGAAUACACCCCACCACCAGGCCCAAGCUCUCCCGACGUCCUCCAGCAACAAAACCACACCCCGAAAGCAGAUCUUUUCUGGAUACUGACCGGCCUCUGGAGCGCCGUCUUUCUCGGCACCAUCGUAGCCACCCUUCUCUCUCCCAUAGGAAGCUACUUCAACAAGUCUAACCAGUCGUCCUACAUCGCCACUUCUUACCUUCUCUCCGUCUGCUGCUUCACCCCGCUAUAUGGUCGUCUCUCAGAUAUCAUCGGUCGCAGGGGUGCCAUGCUUCUCGCACUCUCGCUAUUCGGUUCUGGCACCAUCGCUUGCGGUCUCGCUUCUUCAAUGGAGAUCCUCAUCAUCGCACGUGCCGUGGCUGGAAUGGGCGGCGGAGGAAAACAGCGAGGGCUCUAUCAGGGCAUGACUAACAUAUUAUUCGGUCUUGGUGCCGGUCUCGGGGGUCCCCUUGGCGGUUGGAUGAAUGAUACUUUUGGCUGGCGAGCUGCUUUUUUAUUACAAGUCGAACACCGAUCCGUCUACGACAAGCUCCGCCGCAUCGACUUUGCAGGUUCCCUCACCCUCGUGGGGGCCGUGGCUUCCAUGCUGCUAGCCUUUAGCUUGAAAACUGCCGAGGAGCUGGCAUGGUCACAUCCACUUAUAUGGGGUCUCUUUGUCGGUAGUGCCGUCUGCUGGGCGCUUUUCAUCUUCGUCGAAGCGCGAUGGGCGCCAUAUCCCGUCAUGCCUCUGAGACUCAUCACAUGUAGAACUCCGUUUGCCGUCUCUAUCGUGAACCUCCUCGCCUCCAUAUCUGCCUUUUCCAUGUAUUUUUCUGCCGUUAGACUAAACUCGUCGACCAAUGCAGGCAUGCAUCUGCUUCCUCAUUCAGUCGCUUUAUCCACAGGAAGCGUUUUCGCCGGGUGGUUAAUGCGAAGGACCGGAAAAUUAUACAUGUUGACGCUCCUCUCGACCGUCUUGACCGUAUUCGCCGGCAUGCUUCUUAUUACAUGGAAUGACCAGACCGCCAGUUGGCAUCUUUGGCUAGACGUCGUGCCCCAAGGGCUCGGUAUGGCCAGCCUUAUCACCACUACCCUAAUCGCAAUGAUAGCAAGCGUUUACAAAGAGGACAUGGCCGUCGCCACCGGAAUUACAUAUCUAUUCCGUACCACUGGUCAAGUGCUUGGAGUGAGCCUAUCAGGGGCGAUUCUCCAGGAGGUGUUGUUACGCAAACUGAGGGAGCGGAUACGCGGCCCUGGAUCUAUAGAGAUCCGGCACUCUAUCAACGUUAUACCCGACCUGGAUCCUUCCCUGAGAAAAGCGGCAGUGGCUUCGUAUGCCGAUGCGCUGCGUGUUGUGUUUAUAUGUCAAGCCGCGAUGAACGUCCUCGCUUUUCUCGCUUGUAUACCCAUCGAGGAACAUCCGCUUCCGUGA